Molecule: messenger RNA, 231 nt
Organism: Fusarium sp. VM40
Lineage: Eukaryota; Fungi; Ascomycota; Sordariomycetes; Hypocreales; Nectriaceae
Source: the annotation of a GenBank genome assembly
AUGUCUUCCAAAUCCACCGAUCAGUCUUCUCCAGAAUUCGCCUCUUAUUAUCUCCAACGAACGACACAAGAACUCUCGGAGGACCUUGACAAGGUUCGCAAUGCAGAGGAUUUUAAGGCCGAUUCCAUUCCAUUCCUUGUUCACGCCCUACAGCAGGGUGCUGGACUCUUCCCACCUGAGGAUCAAAAAAGGGUGGUAGCUGAGCCAAAGGCCAAGGAUGGCGAUGCAUGA